Vitrella brassicaformis is the source of this 1441-nucleotide messenger RNA. Lineage: Eukaryota; Vitrellaceae. The record is from the annotation of a GenBank genome assembly.
GUGAACUUUGCAGUGGCUGUGGCGGUGUCAUUGCAAGAUGGCUGUCCUUGUCCAUUCCAAAUAGGCAGGCACACACCUGCGUACAGGCAGGCAGACAGACAGACAGACAGACACUCAGUCAGCCAGUGGACGCCACAGCCAGCACACCGACACACCGAAACAAAGUCUCUCCGCCGACCUUUCAUCAAUGUCUGUGUGUCGGUAAGGAAUCAUCACACUGGUAUGUCCAUUCACUCCACCCACCCCCCUGUGCGCAUCUCUGUCGCCGCCCGGAAACCAAAGCACCAACACUUUUCAUGGGCUGAUGCUCUGCCGUUCCAGGACAGCUUCAUAGAUGCGAUGCCACAAUGGGGAGGGGGAGGACACACUCUUACUGAGGUAAAACCAAGAGACUCUACUCUCGAGGGAAGUGGAGAGAAGAAAAAGGCCAUGCAAUGCAAUGCAGGCAGCCAGGAAUCCAUGCCGUGCCAUGAAUAUACGCUGUCACGACACCGCUUCCUCUUCCUCAUUUGCUUCCCCCGCCACAACAUCUGUGUCGCCUCGCUGUCCUCCCUCGUCGCCCUCCUCGCCCCUCUGCUCAUCGCCACCCUCCUCUCUCUCCUCCUUCUCUGGCUCUUGCUCUUCCUGCGCCUGUUGUGGGCAGCAACUCGGCUCCCCGGCUCCCGCCUGCUGCUCCUGUUCGUUCAUGCCGUUAAUCAGCGCCUUGGCCACGGCAUGCGACUCCUGCAUGUCACGCAGGUGGUUGAGCGGCGCUGCCAGGUCGGGGCUGCGCACCUCCACCUUGGCUAUGGCACGCUGAGGAACGCUGAUGAUCCCGCCCAACCGACGCACCAUCGGACGAUACCGAUCCGACGGGGCGGAGCCAGACUGAUCACCGCUGCAAGUGGAGGAGGGAUCCUCACCUGCAGUGCACACAGGCACGGCACACAACAGACCGACCCACAGGCAGGGCAGACAUCUCUCAUGCGCGUGUGCGUCCCUCCCUCCCUCCCUUUGCGUGUGUCGUGUCGGCCGCUUUCGUGUGCUGUGCUGCACGUACCGACAUCGAGCAUGACGGUCUCCUCGGUGUUGGAGAGGACGAUGUUGCCGCUGUUGUCGUAGGCCAUCAGCUCGCCAAUCAGCUCACGGUCAUCCGUCAGGCGAAUGCGGACCAGACAGUCGAGCAGCGUCCGCAGCAGCUCGGCACACGACAGCUGAGCCUCGAGCUCCCCGAACUCAUCAUCCUCGUCGACAGGGGGAUGGCCGCCGGCCAGCUGCUGCUCGGCGGCAUCGCAGUCGCGUUGAGGUUGUCGUUUUGGCCUCCAGCUGCUGCCGUCAUCUCCUCUUUCUGCUGCAGCAUCGGUGAGUGCGCGGCUCUGGGCGACGAUUUCUUGCACGAAGGCGUCUAUCUCCUCCUCUGUGGGAUCUCGUUUGGCCUCCAUCCUAUCGUCGCGGGGUUACG